CAUGUGUUCGCUUUUACGUGCUUUUGCAUUUCUGGCACAAAUUUCAACGUUUUCUCGGUAUUAAUUUGUGGUGAAAUUUUAAUAAAGACAGUAUUUACUAUUCCAGGUGGAAAAAUAGAGUGAAAUAUGUUACGCAAAGUGCCAUUAAUUGUGAUUUUGGGCUCAACCGGUACGGGAAAAACAAAGUUGUCGCUGGAAUUGGCAGAGCGAUACGGCGGCGAAAUAAUCAGCGCUGACUCUAUGCAGGUAUAUGCCAAACUGGACAUUGCUACCGCAAAGGCUACCAAAGAGGAACAGUCUCGAGCCAAGCACCAUCUCUUGGAUGUAGCGACACCGAGUGAACCAUUUACUGUGGUCAGUUUUCGCAAUGCCGCUUUACCAAUUAUCGAAACUCUUUUAGCUCAAAACAAAUGUCCCAUUGUAGUUGGCGGCACUAACUACUACAUUGAAUCGCUACUUUGGGAUAUACUCGUUAGUCCGCAGGAUCCCAACGAGCUGGACGGUAUUGACAACCGGCCUAGUAUAGACAAGCAGUCCGGCGUAUCUACUUCAAAGGAAGAUCCUAAUGUUGGGUCUGAGGAUGUGAAAAAUUCUUUAUUUCUACCGCAGUCUGAAAUGUCAGCAAUGUCAUCUGAGUUGUUGCAUAACCAUUUAAGGAAGAUCGAUCCGGACUCAGCAAAUCGCAUACAUCCCAACAAUAAAAGAAAAAUUAUGCGCGCCAUAGAGGUAUAUCAGCAAACGGGAGAGACGCUAACCACUAAAUUGCAGGCGCAACGGCAAAAACCAGGCGGUAAUCGGCUCGGUGGUCCACUACGUUACCCGCAUACUAUACUGUUUUGGUUGCGUUGUAAACAGGAUGUGCUCAACGCGCGUUUGGACAAGCGUGUCGACGCUAUGCUCGAACAAGGUCUCUUGGCUGAGAUACGUGCAUUUCACAACGAACACAACAUUGAUAAAAGCCAAACCGACAAUUCUGCAGCGUACACGCGUGGCGUACUUCAGACAAUAGGCUUCAAAGAAUUUAUACCCUACUUGGAGCAGUUUAAUGCGGCAAAUGAUCAGAAAAUUGAAGAGUACUUACGCUUGAAUGCGUAUAAAAUGCCAACGGAAGAGCACUUCAAAGCACAAAAGCCGAGUUCAAUAAACGUAACACCAGUUCAGAAGCACAAACAAAGCCAACAUAUAUGCGAACGUCAAUCACAACAGCCGCCACAGCAGCACGACAUGCAUAGAGAAAUUGAAUUAGAAUUGGAGGCAGCGACAGAUGCCGAUACAACAACUACUUGUCCACCUUUGCCCGCUGGCCUCGAGGUGCUAAACGCGUGUUUGAAUGAGCUAAAACUGGUCACACAACGCUACUCCAAGAAGCAAAUCAAGUGGAUAAAUAAUCGUUUUUUGGCCAGUAAGGAUCGUCAAGUGCCCAAUUUGUAUGAACUCGAUACGAGUGAUGUUAACUUGUGGCCAGCAGAAGUAUACGAGCGUGCUGUGACGGUCAUCGAAAGCCAUCGCAGAGCUGAGAUCUGUGAGAUACAGCCAAUGGCGCGGCGUCAACAUCCGGGUGCGGGACUCAAUGAGGAGACUAGCAACUUCUGUGAGAUUUGUCAACGGCAUUUUAUAGGAGAAUAUCAGUGGCAUUUACAUCUAAAGUCCAAUAAGCAUAAAAAACGACGGGAGUCAAAUAAAAAGAAGGAGAAAACUAAAGAGAUUCCCCUGGAGCCUAAAACGGAAGAUACAAAUGUAUGAUUUCGUUGAUAGUACUAUAUUACUUAUGUUGAAUAAAAAGA
Molecule: messenger RNA, 1784 nt
Organism: Bactrocera latifrons
Lineage: Eukaryota; Metazoa; Arthropoda; Insecta; Diptera; Tephritidae
Product: tRNA dimethylallyltransferase, mitochondrial
Exons: 9
Coding region: 127-1743 (538 amino acids)
Biological process (GO): tRNA modification
Cellular component (GO): mitochondrion
Molecular function (GO): tRNA dimethylallyltransferase activity
Source: RefSeq, a predicted model, not a curated record